Molecule: messenger RNA, 621 nt
Organism: Photinus pyralis (common eastern firefly)
Lineage: Eukaryota; Metazoa; Arthropoda; Insecta; Coleoptera; Lampyridae
Exons: 1
Coding region: 1-621 (206 amino acids)
Biological process (GO): DNA integration
Molecular function (GO): nucleic acid binding
Source: RefSeq, a predicted model, not a curated record
AUGUCCGAUCGUUUCACCAGGUGGCCGGAGGCUACCCCUAUGGUGGACAUCUCCGCCGAAACAGUAGCAAAAACAUUUUACUCCACCUGGGUGUCUCGUUAUGGAUGUCCACAACGCAUUACGACUGAUCAAGGACGUCAAUUUGAAGCUUCACUUACCUCGUCCUUAACGAAUCUACUUGGGAUUAAGAGAUGCCGCACGACCGCCUACCGUCCACAAUCGAAUGGUUUAAUUGAACGCUGGCAUCGAAGCAUGAAAGCCGCCAUUAUGUGCCAUAACAGCACUAAUUGGUUUGAGCUACUACCAACUAUCCUCCUUGGACUAAGAACAAGUUUCAAAGAAGAUCUACAAUGUUCGCCUGCAGAAUUAACUUAUGGAACUCAGCUCAGAAUUCCAGGAGAAUUUUUCUUUGAUGGCGAAUAUCCUUCCGUGGAUCCUGUAACCUUCGUCGAUCGACUUAGAGAUCAAAUGCGUGAGAUUCGUCCAUGUCCAAUAGCACGACGUGGAAAAACUGCAGUUUUUGUACAUCCAGAGCUGCAAAAAUGUACACAUGUCUUCUUAAGAGUUGAUGCAGUACGAAAGCCGCUUCAGCAACCUUACACCGGACCUCAAGCGCAGUGA